AUGGGGGUCCCAUUCCUGACGGACAUUGCCCUGUGUGCGGUUGUGGACGCCCUUCUGAACGGCACGCUUUGCCCUGGUUGGUAUGUGGAGGAUGCUCUCAUAACUAGGCUCUGGACGGAGUAUCGGCGGAGGGAACAGUUGCGGCGGAACCGCAGGAACGUUCACCUGCACAGUCAGAACGACUGUGUUGGUGCUGCCAGGGAGAGGGAGGCAUACCUGCAGGCACUGAAAGGAUUUGCACUGCACUGGCAUUUUACAAGGCUUCAAUUGACUAGUCCACCAGGCCGCAUUGCUCGAAUGGACAGGUUGUGGUUCUUUGGGAGCAACCUGGUCCACAUGGAGGCCUCCAUUCCGACACUGUCAGAUUUGACGUGGGUUGCUUUUGUGCCUAAUUUGACCUGUCUGUCUUUGAGGGGUUGCCAAAACCUCCUUCCCUCUGAGCUUGUCAAACUGUCGCACCUCCGCUCGCUGCAGGCUCUGGACAUGCAGGGGCUGAGCGGCAUAGACCAGACGUCAGGCAGGGCCCUGGCCUCUCUGGCCUUCCUCAAAUCCCUCAACCUUGGGGACACCGACGCCGACGACACCUUGGUGGAAUGCCUGACGUACGGCAGGAGGCUGGCCAAUUGGUGCGCGGGUGCCCACGGUGACGUAUGCAGCGCCGGGGGUGACGAAUGGCCGCCGAGCCAGGUCUCCUUGCUGCGCCUGAACAGGACCAGGGUCACAGAGCGAUGCGUCCAGUACCUGCUGGACUUGGAAACGCUCUUAUUCCUCGACUUGCGAGGCACGGGCAUUGUGCGUUCCAGGCUUGCGCCCCUGGAAAGGAGAUUUGGGCUGCGGCAGGUCCAAGGGGCUGUGCUGUCAACGUCCAGUGCGCUCGCCAGCCUUUACGUCACGAGGCAGGAGGUGGCCUGCGUGUGCCCGGCAUCGCGGGGGUCGGAGGACGGGAGGAGCAGCUGGGCGCAAAAUGGCGCCAGGGAACUGCUGUUGUCUUGCGUGGACCUGCCCUGA
Ostreobium quekettii is the source of this 1008-nucleotide messenger RNA. The record is from the annotation of a GenBank genome assembly. NCBI's taxonomy places the organism in Eukaryota, Viridiplantae, Chlorophyta, Ulvophyceae, Bryopsidales, Ostreobiaceae.